UUGCAUUUUGGGAGAGCAUGAUGCUCCGCCGCACCACACGCAGCGUAGCACUCCUCCUGUCCAUCCGCAGCGGUGGCGCAUUCACUCGCAGCAGUCCGCUGCCUCUGCGCUGUCGCGCCCUCGCGACCGCGUCGGGCGCGGACGACGCCGGAGGCCGCGCGGGGGGCCGACGACGGAGGCCAGCCGGCGGUGGACGACGACGAAGGCCGUCCACGAACCAACGCGCGCCGCAAGCUGGAGAUGCGCCCUCCGCAGCCGCGCAGAAGCGGUCCGCGGUGCCCCUCGGCGCUGUGGUGGACGUCGUUCAGAAGGAAGACCAGCCGACCGGAAAGAAGACGCGGGGCACCGUUGCGCGGCACCUGACGCGGGCCGCCCAGCACCCGCGAGGCAUCAAGGUGCUGCUCGCGGAGGAGGUCGUGGGCCGCGUCGUAGAGGUGUUAGAGACGCCGGAGGUGUCCGACGACGACCUCGCUGCCUUCGCGCGCGUCUCGAACCCGCAGCGGGGGCGAGGAGGAGGCCGAGGACGACGACGACGCGGCGGCGGCGGUGGCGGCGACGAGGCGCCGCGGCGCGUCGCAAGCUUUACCGGGUAGAGGUC
This is a messenger RNA of Pelagomonas calceolata, 598 nucleotides long. Lineage: Eukaryota; Pelagophyceae; Pelagomonadales; Pelagomonadaceae. The record is from the annotation of a GenBank genome assembly.